Annulohypoxylon maeteangense is the source of this 2342-nucleotide messenger RNA. Its product is annotated as alpha/beta-hydrolase. The record is from RefSeq and is a predicted model, not a curated record. NCBI's taxonomy places the organism in Eukaryota, Fungi, Ascomycota, Sordariomycetes, Xylariales, Hypoxylaceae. The transcript has 2 exons. Gene Ontology annotation, biological process: cardiolipin acyl-chain remodeling. The coding region runs from base 405 to 2054 and encodes 549 amino acids. Gene Ontology annotation, molecular function: A2-type glycerophospholipase activity. Gene Ontology annotation, cellular component: mitochondrial inner membrane.
CUUCCCCUGAACCAUGUCUCGAUGAAUCGUCAACCAAUCCAAUUAGAGAGGUAUUGAAAACGCUAGAAUACUUCCGUACAUACUGCUAGGAACUAAGGAACUAAGCAGCCAAGCCACCUUUUAUUCGGAUCCGCCAGAGAAGACUUCUGUUCCUGCAUGACAAUUCCGUGUGCUGUGCACGUAGUCGGGUUCUCGGUCUUUCCGCACUAUCAGGUUCUAGUUAUUCCCCGGCUGGUGUUGUGUCAUCAUUUGACUGCCUGGAGGUGAUACGUGGAACGGUACAGUAAAGUACUGUAUUCCUUAUCGCCAUUCACAGCCUCCCUUACCAAUGUCUCGGAGUUUGCCCCCGUAACCCGUAACCCCCAUAUAAGACAAGGCGUGGCCGGCUUUGCCACCUUUCCGGUAUGCUCAAAAGUCCAAGUUCAGCUGUUGCCCAGUCGAGGAAACUUGUCACCACUGUUGCGCGAAUACAGCACGCCGAUAACAUCAAUCCUUCACAUAAGGCUAACACGCCCACCGAAGAAUCUGUUCCUGUGCCAUCUAGUAUACCUAUCGGAAGACCACCGCGAUUACGAAGGCCAAUGUUAGCCCCGAGGAGAGCCAAAGAGCAAACGCCGGAAGGGAAACCGGCCACUCAACCGCCUAGUAUGGGAAUGUUCCCUCUAGGCUACAAAGAAGCCGUAUACCAAUGGUGGAAUAGUGUCACCCCCACGAUAGCUGAACGUAACGUCAUAUCAUGUAUCCCAUAUCUUCGAGAAGCCGUCGCAUUGUCGACGAGCUCUGGCGCGGAUAUCCCGUCGGCAGAACAUCCUGGCGAGACUCAAACAUCGACAAAGAUCGAUCCUUACGGACCAAGAGUAUGGAAGUCUACAAUGGUUGCUUUGUCGGGCAAGAAUAGAGCUUUGAACGAAUUCUCCGUAGAGCGCAUCGCAGAACCAGUUGACGACACGCUAGUCAUGCUUCAUGGAUACGGAGCCGGUCUGGGAUUCUACUACAAGAACUUCGAGAAUCUAAGCCGUUCGGAGGGUUGGAAAAUCUACGCCUUGGAUUGGCUAGGAAUGGGCAAUUCCACCAGACCACCUUUUAAGGUGUGCGCAAAAGAUCAGGCCACCAAGAUCACGGAGGCAGAGAACUGGUUUAUAGAUGCGUUGGAGGAGUGGCGAAAAAUUCGAAAGAUCGAGAAGUUUACCCUUCUCGGACAUUCCCUAGGUGGAUACUUGGGUGUUUCUUAUGCGCUCAAAUAUCCAGGUCAUAUAAACAAGCUCAUUCUCGCCUCCCCAGUCGGGGUACCUGAGGAUCCCUACGCUGUCAACGCCGAUAUGCCGGAGCCCACUGAAUCGUCGUUUCAAGAAGAAUUUUCUACAGACCAACAGACGACAACUGAAGGGCAUGGGAACAGGGCUCUGAACGGAAACAUGAAAGGACAAGAACCUGACGCCAAUGCCCCGAAGAAGCGACCGUAUCCUCCAUGGUUGGUUUGGUUAUGGGAUGCCAAUGUGUCGCCGUUUAGCAUCAUACGAUUAGCUGGGCCACUGGGACCACGAGUCACUUCCGGCUGGACCUCUCGUCGAUUCAACCAUCUGACGCCGGAGGAGAAGCAGACUCUUCAUGACUACGCCUACUCGAUUUUCAAGCAAAGAGGAAGUGGCGAAUAUGCACUUCCGUAUCUCCUUGCUCCUGGCGCACACGCUAGGCGUCCUAUCAUCAAUAGAAUCCAACGUGUGGGUAGACAAGUUAUCACCCCCGAAACCGGAUCCUCUCCCGCCGUUAAGGAAAUGGGGUAUCCGAUCGUCUUCAUGUACGGCGAGAACGACUGGAUGGACGUAGCGGGCGGCUUAGCAGCUGAGGAGAAGCUCAAGCAAGCUAAGGUUAAUCUAUUACUACACGGUACUGAGGAAGAGAAACGAAAGGAUAAUGGGGCUGCGAAGGUCAUCAUCGUUAGUAAGGCCGGGCAUCACUUAUACCUCGACAACCCGAACGAAUUCAACGACUACGUCCGUAAGGAGUUGGAGGAAACUCGACAACAGACGAUUCGAGAAAAGAGGUCGUCCUAGGUGUGGUUUCGAAGCUUAUAAGAUGUUGUUUUGGAGAUGCAUUGCCUGGCGUUCCGGUUAUGUCUUAGAUUAGAAGACUUGUGGAUGACGAUAGUACGAUAAUAAUGAUCAGGGAAGAUACAUCCUAUUGCGACCUAUUCACAAGUUAUAUUAUACCAUAUAUGACGUCGGCGUAUAUAUAUUUCCUUAAUUAAGGGGCCAAGGUCCUUACAGUUAUAAUGGAUUAUUGUUAUACCAUAGGCUGUCGUUGUAUAUCUCUAUUUUACUGUAGGUAGUUUUCAAAUAGCG